UUCCUUUCCCCUUCCUUUCCUCUUCCUCCUCCAUCUCCUCCUGCAGCGGGAUGGUAUUCAUCAAGACGAUGCUGGUGCGGCGGCGCGGCGUCCUGCUCAAGCUGGUGGUGGCGCUCCGGCCCGGCUGCUUGAGCCUGGGCCCCCUCUCCAGAAGGGACAAGGGCGACGGGCCCUGGCCUGCCCGCCCCCCCGUGCACGUGCGCCACGAGCAGAACAAGCUCGUCCGCAACGACCCCGUCAAGGAGCCGCCGCCGCCGCCGCCGCCCGUGCACCCGCGGGCGCCCGCCGUCGCCGAGAAGCAGCCGCAGCCGCCGCCGGAGGUCAAGACGCACACCAGGACGGAGGAGCCGCAUGAGGUACACCCCCAGCAAGGCGUCCUCCUGCCUCCCCAGGAGCCCAACGGCCCCGGAGAAAUGGGCAAGCCCGUGGUGCUCCCGAAGGACCUCGAUCCCGAGACCAAGAAGAAGGUGGACGAAGGCUGGAAGAACAACGCCUUCAACCAGUACGUCUCGGACAUGAUCUCCGUGCACCGAUCCUUGCCCGACCCGCGCGACGAAUGGUGCAAGGCCCCCGGCAGAUUCCUGGAGAACCUCCCUGAGACGUCGGUGAUCGUGUGCUUCCACAACGAAGCGUGGUCGGUGCUUCUGCGGACCGUGCACUCCAUCCUGGACCGGUCGCCGCCGCAGUUCCUCAAGGAGAUCAUCCUCGUCGACGACAACUCCGACAUGCCCCACCUCAUGAAGCAGCUGGAGGACUACAUGGCGCAGUACCCGAAGGUGCGCAUCAUCCGGGCCCCGAAGCGCGAGGGCCUCAUCCGGGCGAGGCUGAUGGGGGCCGCCCACGCCACGGCGCCCGUCCUCACCUUCCUCGACUCCCACUGCGAGUGCACCACAGGUUGGCUGGAGCCACUGCUCGACCGCAUCGCCCGAGACCCCUCUAACGUUGUAUGUCCGGUGAUCAACAGCUUAAAGGACGACACUCUGGAAUUCCAUUACCAUAAAGAUCCGUCCAGGAUUUCCGUUGGGGGAUUCAAGUGGAACAUGAUCUUCAACUGGCACGCCAUCCCGCAACGGGAGCGCGCCCGCCACCAGCACCCCGCCGAGCCCGUGCAGUCGCCCACCAUGGCGGGCGGCCUCUUCGCCAUCGACAAGGCCUUCUUCGAGCGCCUCGGCACCUACGACUCCGGCUUCGACAUCUGGGGCGGCGAGAACCUCGAGCUCUCCUUCAAGACGUGGAUGUGCGGCGGCACCCUGGAGAUCGUGCCCUGCUCCCACGUGGGCCACAUCUUCCGCAAGCGGUCGCCCUACAAGUGGCGCUCGGGCGUCAACGUGCUCAAGAGGAACUCCAUCCGCCUGGCCGAGGUCUGGCUCGACGAGUACAAGAAGUACUAUUACGAGAGGAUUGGCUACGACCUGGGCGACUUUGGCGACGUGAGCGAGCGGAAGAAGCUACGCGAGGACCUGGGCUGCAAGUCGUUCAAGUGGUACUUGGAGAACGUGUACCCAGAGCUGUUCGUGCCCGGAGACGCCGUGGCUUCGGGAGAGGUUCGCAACUUGGGUGCUGGCGGGUCUACUUGCCUCGACUCCCCUGCACGCAGGGCUAAUUUACACAAAGCUGUGGGCCUCUACCCUUGUCAUAAGCAAGGGGGUAAUCAGUAUUGGAUGUUGAGCAAGGAAGGAGAGAUCAGGCGCGAUGAAGCCUGCAUGGAUUACGCUGGUGCUGACGUGAUCCUUUAUCCGUGCCAUGGAUCAAAGGGAAACCAAUAUUGGGAGUACAACCCAGAGUCGAGUCGCAUCAUGCAUGGCAGCAGCAAGAAGUGUCUUGCAAUUUCUCAAGACCGGAAGAAACUCACAAUGGAAGACUGCAAUUUAGAAGAAUCAAGACAAAAGUGGAAGUUUGAAAAUUAUGAUCCCAGCAAAAAACUAUGAAAACAGAUCAAAUAUUAAGUAAAUAUUUGUUUUGUUUAUAUAUUUUUUCAAGUGCCUGUGUAUUGAUUUUCAGUAGUAUGCUGAAGAAUGGGAAAGAGUUUCAAGUUGAAUUAUUUAACAGUGAAUUUAGGUAAAAUUUUUGGAUGAGCCAAACUUCAAAUUCUUUCUCUGUAAUUGGUCGUCUUUAUCAUACUCUCUUGAUUUCGCUAAGAAAUUUUUAUGGUGGUUAAAUCACCCGCGGAAAUAUGCAGACCACUUGGUUCCCAUCCGCAUGAAUGCUAUAGGAAAGUUCAAUGUGAACUAAGGUUUCAGAAUCGGUGAUCACUGCGCAUGUCUUCUGCCACACUGUUGCUCUAGCUCGUAAAGGUUGUGAUCUAGAGGAUCUUCCUUUAGCUUUUUAUUCUACAGCUGGUCACUGAGACUCAAAAUAGAAAAAGAAAAAAGAAAAAAAAAAGGAUAAUUUCAUGUUGAAAGAAACAGGGUUUUUUUUCUGAUAACAUCCCGUGUUUCUGGUGAGAUUAUUUUUCUACUAAUUGCACUUCUGAUGUUCAUUUGAAAGCAAAGGCAGUUCAUAACAAAAUGCUAAGUGUUUUGUACUGUUUUAGUCAGAAAGACUUUCUUGUGAUUAGUGUAUUCAUGAAAACCAUCAAAUAUCGUAAGAGGUUUAGCUAAGUGUGACACAACAAAAUGAAUCAAGAGGUAACUUGUAAAGGGAAGUUUGAGUGGCCAGAAAUAGCUAUUGAAAACUGUUUAAAGUUAUAAUCCAUAAGAAAUUGAAUUAUUGGUUUUGGCCCGUGAGAUAUUGAUAUGGUAAAUUUUAGUGGGGAUGUUCUAAAAAUAGUUGCAGCUGGAUUUAGUAUCAAUGAUACAGCUUAUGGAGAAGUGCGAAACUGUUUUGAGACUGUUGGACCAAUGUACCAGUGAUGUGGUAGGUGGACAUGAACAAGUGUGCCUCUGUUGACUGUGCCAGAAAUAAGAAUUGCAGUUUGUGAUUAGAAGAAGUUGGUAACAUGCUUCUUAUUAGUGGCAGGAUUCAGAAUACUGGAUAUCCAGUAUGAAAUUUGAUGAUUGAAAAUGAUUCACAAUUGCAAAUCAUGUUCUGAAAUAGCAAAAUGUAGGACCAAUCUGUAAUAUUAUAUAGUGUGUGAAGAGUGACUCUGUGUGUUUACCAGUCUAAGAUACUUCAGAUUAUCUUAUCCAGAAUAGUGUAUUACCUCAUGUUAAUUUUGUUUCUCCUUGACUUCAGUACUGGUUACUGUAGUUUGAGUACCUUCUCCAUAUUGGUGCUUGGGAUCUACUCUUUGAUUUUUAGGGUAAAAAAAAAAUGUUUUGGGAAUAUGAUAAAUGGGUAUAAAGUUCCCAACCAGUAGUGUUUUGGGAAGAAACACUAAUUCUUGACUCUAUGCCCACAAUGUGGGAGAAGGAGAAAGACAAGAGACAGGUCAGGAUGGUGGUUGUCAAUUAUGUUGUGAUGUAAAUAUCCAGAUCCUGAUCCAGGCAUUUGCCAGGAAGGAAACCGUAACAAGACACAGAUAAUUCUAGAGAGAUUUGUCUAUGUAUACAGUCAAAUCUAUGUCCAUUAGCAGAAAAGUAGUAAAACUCAUUUCAAGUUUACCCCUCCACCCUUAUUCUUUCUGUUCAUGUGUUUCACUUUUUAUGCAUAUUCACCAACACUGAUUUUCAUUAUAAUUACAUUCUAUAAUGUCUUCCUGAUCUGCAAUGUUAAGUCUUAUUAGACACUUAUCUCUUAUAUGUAACUGUUACUGCUUUCUGUGAUUUCUCUGUCCCAAUCAAUAUGUGCAAUAAGCAAGACAUAUCCUCUUCAUGGGUUAAAAUUCAUCAUCAGUUUUUCUGUUUCCAUUUUCAUUUAACUGCCAACACUUGAAGAAAGUCAGGAAUGCUGUGCUUUUGAAGAUAUACACACAAUGGGGACAGCUUUAAGAUUCAUGAAAGUUACAAGAGUGUGUGUUUUGUUGCCUUUUAUUUUUUCUAGCAUAUUUACUCAGUUGUAGUUAUGGAUUGUUAUUAGAAUCCCUGUAACAAGAAUAUGAAAUGGAUAUUUGAUCUAGAUUUAUCUAGAUGUAUAGAGAGAACAUGAUGUACAAAAUUGAUUAAUGUUAACAGUUAAGUUUCAUAGUGGUAGUUUAUUAAAAAGCUGCUUAGUGUUUCUCAAUAUGAUUGAUAUGAUUUUCGUUUUUUUAACUUUAUUAGAUUUCUGAUAAAGUUUUACCCAGUGACAUUUACAGUUUAAUCAAUUAUACUUGCAAAUUGUGUAGAAGAAAUAUCAGAGCUAUUGUAAUAAGGUAAAGGCAAAAAAAAAAAGUCUGAAUGCUAUUGAUAAAGAAUUAUUCCCACUAAGAGCUUUGUCCCCUGAUUUGCCUCAUGUGUUAUUUGUGAUGUACUUGGUAGAGUUAAGGUGUUAUGUUAAAAACUCCAUAUUUGGCUACUAUAGCAUUCCACUUAACAUUCCUUGAUACCUUUUCUUUUACACAUUGAACGUUAGUGUUAAUUACAUCAGUGUACAAAAUAUCAUUUGAGUAUCAUUGUUAUAAUAUGGUUAUUUAUAAAAGCUAACACAUAUCUUUUAUUCAUGAAAACACUGUUGCCAUUUCACAUAUCAGCAUUUAGGGUAAUAACUUUUCAGUAGUUUUUGAUACGGCUGCUUCACUGUUUCCUUUCAUUUCAGUGUAAAUGAGUAGAAUGUAAUGCUUUUUACAAAUUUACACAGCUCUGUAUCAUAUGAUAUAAAGACAAACACUUACUCUUCUGUACAAAAGAUAGAUUAAAGUGUAAUGGCUUACUGUAAAAAAAAAAAAAGAAAAUAAUUUUGUAUGACGAUCUUAAAAAGUAUUGGGAAAUAUGACACACAUGUACACUUAUGCACACACGCACACACCCCCACACAUACACACACAUUCAUGAAGACAUUAAUGGUUCUCUCUUUAAUAAUCAUCACAGAAAUCGGUCCAGUAUUAAUGUUGCAGGGUUGGACGAGCAGUUCACUAUCAGACCAGUGACUAGUUAUGCAUUGGGAAUUCAUAUUACUGUUGCUGGUAGAAGACCACUGGAUAUGAAGUAAGAAGUAAUUACAAAAGAUAGUCAUGCAAACUGACCUAAAGAAGUGGGAGUAAUAAUUUGUGAUGCAGAUUGAGUAAUUUUUAGACAUUCUUUGUUCUAAUUUCUUGUCAUAUUUGGUGAAUAAGGACAUAAGCAAUUUGCAUAACCAUUACUUUGAUAAUGUUUAUUAUAACUGAAGAUGUUAGAUUAAAAUAUUUAUGAAAAAUAUAAUAUUUAUGGAUGGCAGUCAUUUCCUGAUGUAUGUUCUUCUGAAAUCUGUUUUUCUUUUUUACAACUGUAACAAAUUUUGCAAUUAUGAGAAUUAAGUUGUUUCCUGUAUUUCAUAUCAACAACCAAUCAAGGACAGAUAUAAUUUCUGUACAUAAAACAAGAAUUUUAUUGGAUUAUUAUAAUAUAGAAAAGGAACUUAUUUUUGAUAGAGUAAAUCAGUGCAUGUGAUAUCAGGUAAGAUAUAUAUAUAUAUAUAUAUAAUUACUGUAUAUAUUGAUACUAAACAAGAAUUGCCAUGGAUAAAAUAGAAGAAAACAAUGUAUUAGGCAUUGUGGCUAUGAGACUUGGUUCCAAUGAAAGCUGAAGAUGAUGGGUAAGUGUAAUAUAUGUGACAUACUGUUAAAGAAGAAAUGGUGGGAAUUGAUUUUAUUUGGAAAGACUCUCCCGUCCAAGGCCAGGUGCUUGCUGCUACUGAUUUUCAUGCUAAAGGGAGAAGUUGUUGUCUCUGCAUCAUUUGAAGCAGCUGAAAUCUCUGUCAUCAAGUAAUAGGCAAGACGAAAAGAAAAGUAGAUAUCGUCAAGUACAGCUACCAUUGUGAUGGAGCAUAGCAUGUAUAGCACCAUCUGAAUAUCUGUCCUUUUUUGAAAAUUUGUUUUCCUCUAAAAUGGAAAUCCAUGUUAACCUUGUGUGUGUAUAUACCAAUACAACUAUUGGUUGCUUUUCUGAAUCACCAAAGAAUUAUCUUGUAAUUAACUUGCACAACCAUUUCCCAGUCCUCUUUAAUUCUAUGGUGAAUAACUUUAUUUAUGAAAAUGUCAAAUUUUAUUUAGUAUAUUUUGGAAUAACAACAUUCCUCACUGUAAGUAUGAUGCAAACAUUCUGUACUUCACAUGACAGACAAACAGAGAAAAAUAUAGAUUUCAUCAGAAGGUUGCUCAUGUGUUGAAUCAUAUGCCACUUAAUUUCAUGUCAUUUGUUUUAAGAUUAGAUCAUUACUAUUAUUGAUAUUUAAAAGAUGUUAUUUGAUGCCUUUUUUUUUUCUGUGGAAUUUUAUUACUGACGUACAUUAAGGAAAUAUACCAAUGGACAUAUUAACAUAUUGUAUACACCAGUUGUGAUUAAUAUUUAGAAUAGCAGAGUGAAUGUGUAUGAUGUGUAAACCAAUUACAAGAUUGUGUGCUACAUUUGUUGUGUGCUAAAUUAAGCUAACCAGUUGUUUUCCAAUGGAAAGGGGAUAACACUGUAUGAUUGGGCAAGUUUUGAUGUCCAUUAUGCAUUAAAACCCCGCAUGUGUGAUUCCUCAAAGGGUGCCUUAUUAAAACCAUUCCUACUGCCA
Messenger RNA from Penaeus monodon (black tiger shrimp), 6552 nucleotides. RefSeq names its product putative polypeptide N-acetylgalactosaminyltransferase 9. The record is from RefSeq and is a predicted model, not a curated record. Gene Ontology annotation, cellular component: Golgi apparatus. NCBI's taxonomy places the organism in Eukaryota, Metazoa, Arthropoda, Malacostraca, Decapoda, Penaeidae.